Molecule: messenger RNA, 2897 nt
Organism: Triplophysa rosa
Lineage: Eukaryota; Metazoa; Chordata; Actinopteri; Cypriniformes; Nemacheilidae
Gene: fn3krp
Product: fructosamine 3 kinase related protein
Exons: 7
Coding region: 86-1009 (307 amino acids)
Source: RefSeq, a predicted model, not a curated record
GACAUCUUGCUGAACAACAACACUAGUCCGGCAAGUGCUGUAAACACAUGAGCCAGUCGUUCGUGAAUUUAUUGUGCAGUGGGAGAUGGAGGCGUUGUUAAAGCGCGAGCUGGGCACGUCUCUGUUGAAACGCGCUGGUCACUCGGGCGGAGGAUGCAUCAGUGAAGGCCAGAGCUAUGACACUGACACUGGAAGAGUGUUCAUCAAAAUCAACCACAAAAAUGAGGCUAGGAGGAUGUUUGAUGGAGAGAUGGCAAGUUUGGAAGCGAUCCUGUCAACAAACACAGUCAAAGUACCCAGACCUAUGAAGGUUGUGGACCUUGAGAGAAGCGGAGCUCUUCUUAUAAUGGAACAUGUGGAUAUGAGAAUCUUAAAUAAAUACUCAUCCAAGCUGGGGGAACAGCUGGCUAAUCUACACCUUCACAACAGAAGACAGAUGGAGAAACAAAAGAAAGAGAUGCAGACUGUUGGAAAAGGAUUGGAACAGUCGGAAGUUGUCAACAAGUUUGGGUUUCAUGUGACCACAUGCUGCGGUUACCUCCCCCAGGUAAAUGACUGGCAGGAUGAUUGGGUGUCUUUUUAUGCCCAGCAAAGGCUUCAGCACCAGCUUGGCAUGGUGGAGCAGUCAUAUGGAGACAGAGAAGCUCGUGAAUUGUGGGCCAAAUUACAGCUCAACCUCCAUCAGCUGUUUACUGGCAUAGAGGUGGUGCCAGCUCUUCUCCACGGAGACCUCUGGGAUGGAAACGUGGCCGAGUGCUCCGAUGGUCCCAUCAUCUUCGACCCAGCAUCUUUUUAUGGACAUUCAGAGUUUGAGCUAGCUAUCGCCGGCAUGUUCAGUGGCUUUGGGAGCUCCUUUUACAACACUUACCAUGAGAAGAUCCCAAAGACUGAUGGAUUUGCAAAGAGGCAACAAGUAUACCAACUUUUCCACUACCUGAACCACUGGAAUCACUUUGGUGAUGGAUACAGAGGCUCUUCUUUGCGUAUCAUGAAGGAUCUUACCAAGUAGAUGGAUUUACCUAUAAAUCAGUUGCAUGACCAAUUUAAAUAUAACAGACGUUACCAGUGUGAUGGCAAACCUAAACAAGUGCUGAAACAAAAUGAUGAAGCUGAAUGUUUUUAAGCUGUUUAGGCUAAACAAAACAUUUUAGAAGAUAGCACAUUACAUAAAUGUACUUUCAUGUAACAUUCCCUUCUGUGAAUUGCACUUUUACCUAAUACAGUAAAUGCUUUAAAAGAAAGCAUCUCAUGACUCAUAGCACCUUGAUUUAAAAUCUGAUGUGUGCAUUAUGUGUCUUUAAAUAAUGAUGGAUUUAAUGGCGUUGCUAAUAUAGUAUUUCAGGUUGCAGCAGUCAGGUUGUAAGGAUCAGGCUCCCUGUAUCUUGGUUAUAUCGGUCGAAGGUUUAGGAUUAUUGACUCGUUCUGUAUUUGUAUUUUUCCAUGUUGGAAGUAAACUAAGCUAAGAAAACUAGAAAGUAACCUAUGGAAUAACAUAUAUUUUGCUAUAAGAACUAUCCAAAUUACAUCAAAACGUUGCUUAGAAUUUGCAGGAAUGUUUUCUUGUCAUGUUAUCAAACUUUUGCUUUAGGUUUCACCCUGGGAUAGUUUUUACAAUUUUUCCCUGCUUUAUCUUCAUUAUCCAGUCAAGGUCAUCCAUCUUAAAGACAUGUUUUACUAAAAAUGUGGCUUUAUAAUAAAGAAAUGUAUUACAUUAAAUACAAAAUCUAAAACUAACUUUACACAUUCAGACAAAUGAAAAAAAAUUGUCAAGUGACCCUAAACUUUUGAACGGUGUUAUGUAGUGCAUAUAAUCUCUAAUAUAAUUCGAUCUCUAAGGAAAAUCAACAGUUUGUCUAAUCACUUUUUUUCAGUUUCCAUAAUUAGACCCAUCAUGCCCUGUUUCAAAGAUGAUCCAGAGUGGAAGUCUCCACCUCUUCUCAUCUGUCUCUGUUCAAAUUUCUCUAUGCAAGACAGUGUACAUCUGUCUCAUAAUCUCUUUGCAGUCACACGGUUGGUAAGAUUGUAGAGUUUGUGACUAAAUAAUAAUGGUGCUUUUGUAGGUCAGAGGCUGCAGGGUCUUCAUGCAUCUUUUACCUCAUGAGUUGUCAGAUGUUCUGGAGCUUUUAUGCAGACAGGACGCAAAAGACACGGACACCAGUGUUAAUUGCUUAUACUAUAGACUUCGUUAUUAACCCCAGAGUGUAUUUAAAUUUAAGUGGAAAAACAUUGUUGGUACAUUUAAUUUCUGUAAAUUGAUUUUGACAUAUUCACAUUGUUUAUAGAUUAUUAUGUAGAGUGAUCAGAUGCAUUUUAAAUAAUUGCAAAAAAAAGCAACUCACCUGAUGUCAAUCCCAUAUAGAGAACCUAUGUUAAUCCUCAAAAAGCGAGUGGAUAAACAGAAGCCCACAAAUUUUGAGAGUGUGGAUUAUAUACACUGCGAGUGUUAAUUUGACAUUUUUUAACACUGGCAAUUUUGCUGUGCAAAAGCUAAUAUCCAGCAUGCCAGAGCCAAUUACAGAGAUUUUGAAAAUCAAGGCCCAACACUAAAAAUUGACUUUAAAGGAACACUCCACUUUUUUUUCAUUCAACUCCCCCAGAGUUAAUAAGUUGAGUUUUACCGAGUUUUGCAGUGAUAUCAUGCAGCGCAUUUCCACAUGCUUCAAAUGUGGAAAUGCACGGCAUGAUAUCACUACGCCUGCUGCGGCCAUGUUACGGCAGCAAACUUCUUUGAUUAUUACGCCGGAAUGGGAGUAUAGUUCCUAAUCAUAUCUGCCUAGAAAUCGCAUCUUUUCAUUUUCCGCCAGUCUUAGCACAUGAUAUAACUACAGAAGAGUGCCGUUCCCUUUCUGUCGGUCUCUCGACGUUGUGUAGAACCAACAGAAUGGGGUUUGUCUUGA